Gadus morhua (Atlantic cod) is the source of this 3005-nucleotide messenger RNA. RefSeq names its product caspase-6. Gene Ontology annotation, molecular function: cysteine-type endopeptidase activity. The record is from RefSeq and is a predicted model, not a curated record. Gene Ontology annotation, cellular component: cytoplasm. The transcript has 8 exons. Gene Ontology annotation, biological process: positive regulation of neuron apoptotic process; apoptotic process; proteolysis. Bases 93 to 1073 code for a protein of 326 amino acids. NCBI's taxonomy places the organism in Eukaryota, Metazoa, Chordata, Actinopteri, Gadiformes, Gadidae.
AAUAUGGAGUGGUGUGACCGACAGGAGUGAGCACCAAUUGAGUCUCCAAAUGUUACAACCUAACCAAUCAGAUUUUAGAGGUGGGUGGGACUAUGUUUAGUUUUUAUAUGUUUACUGGACAAAGCAAGUUGAUUUACAACUCCGUCUCAGUUUGUGCUGGUAACUUGAAUACAAGCAUGUCUAACGCGGAAAAGGGUGGCUGUGGAGGAGGUAUGGCUACAGACAGUAGAAAAGCACCUGGCCGAGCAGGCAAUCUAACAGAAGUGGAUGCCUUUUAUGGAAGUGGCAUCUCUUUGGACCCUGCAGAGGAGUACAAGUUCGACCACAAGCGCCGUGGCCUGGUGCUCAUCUUCAACCAGGAGAACUUUUUCUGGCAGCUGGGCUUGAACCCGCGCUACGGCACCAACGCUGACCGCUUCAACCUGGAGAAAAGGUUUGAAACUUUGAACUUUGAGGUCAACGCCUAUGACAAUUUGAAGAGGGAAGAAGUUUUGGCGAAGAUCACUGAAGCGGCGGAGUCUAACCACGUGGACGCGGACUGCUUCAUGUGUGUGUUCCUGAGUCACGGCGAGAACGACCACGUGUACGCGUACGAUGGAAAGAUCAGCAUCCACGACGUCACCGCCUUGUUCAAAGGAGACAAGUGCCGAAGCCUCGUCGGGAAGCCUAAGAUCUUUAUACUACAGGCUUGCCGUGGGGACCAGCAUGACCUGGCAGUGACCCCUAUGGAUGUGGUGGACAGCGAGGCGAAGGUGAACGAGGUGGUGGUGGACGCUGGUGUCCUCCACACACUGCCGGCAGGGGCGGAUUUCCUCAUGUGCUACUCUGUGGCCGAAGGGUACUACUCCCACAGGGAGACGGUCAACGGCUCCUGGUACAUCCAGGACCUGUGCGACACCCUGCGGAGCUUCGGCGAGUCCCUGGAGUUCACGGAGCUGCUGACGCUGGUGAACAGGAAGGUGUCCCUGCGCAGCGUUGGCCACGCCGCCGACCGCAGCGCCAUCGGGAAGAAGCAGGUGCCCUGCUUUGCCUCCAUGCUCACCAAGAAGCUCUAUUUCCGAACCAAACAGUAGGCGACUGUACGGCGUAUCGCUGAGCCCUUGUCCCACUUUCGUUUACCUAUGAUUUUAAAGCCCAGCUUUUGGAGCUUUGAUUUUAAAAAUGAAAUUUCUCUUCCUGUACUGUGUAACCUUCUGACCAAAGCUUUCAUUUGAUUUCAAAGUGUCUUCUUUGUAUUUGAACGAACGAGAUUGCUGCAUUGAGCAUUCGCCAAUAGUUUUUAAUCAAGAGAUGGUCACUUAGUGCAGGUUUAACGAUUGAGUGGAAUUCACGUGUUCAAUGCAUAUCUUUGUUAUUCAUUAAUGCUGUGAUGCCACUUAGUCCCUCACCACUUCAAAUGUCGGUACACGUUUGCUCAGUUCCAAAUAUGAUUCUGUUGUUACUAUACUGAUAUGAUGCCAGCGCCAUUUUGUAACAACCACAUCUACAUCAUGAAGUACAGUGCCUUUCUUGUUCAACCCUUGUUAUCACAGAUAUGCUGACGUGUUCAACCAAUGAGCCUAACUUUACAAAAAUGUCCCAUUCUUGAAAAGUGUAAAAACACAACGGAAGACGUAGAUAAAGUAAGACGGAAAAUGUAUCACUAACGGAUCUAAUGGACCUUUUAAGCAUAUGUCAUCAAAAAAGGGAAUUCAUGUUUGUCUUGUGAUGUAGGGCUUUAGACAGAAAAUGUCACUGAACUUGUUUUACAAUCAGAGUCGGAGUCAAAAACAUUCUUAGCAUAGAGGUGUGUGUAUGUUAAAUAUGUUGGUUUAAACCAUGCACACUGUGUGACACACUACACUUCUCAGGGAGUCAGUCCACUGGCUGCACACACUACAUAUGCGACACGUGUUUUUAUAGUGUUGUGGUAUUCUAUCCUUACACGGGUUUACAUUAAACUACAUAUGCAACUGAUGCCUGCAUUAAACAAAUAUAUACGAAUCAUUCCUUUAAGCCUCUGACAAGGCAAAUCCGUGUUUUCAUUUUAAGUAUGUAAUUAAGGGCCGUUUAUACAUCUAAUUUGCAUUCCAACUAGUCAUAAGAAUAAAUCGUAUGUACUUUCUGAUACCAGGUUAUGUUUGGGAUUAAAAAGGGGUCUGCAACGGCAAACUCUUGAACUAAUGGGUGAAUCGAUUUCUGUGAGAUUGCUGCCCGAUGAACAAAAAAAAUCGGAUGCAACCAAACGAUGGCAUCGACGAUGGCAUUCAUUGUGUCAAGCCAUUGAGUAGACCCCCCCCCCCCCUCGGCCUAAAUAGACGCGUGGGCAAAACUACAGCUGAAAUACUGUUAAACAGCCUCAUAUUUGUUCAGACCAAUAAUAUUGGUGGAGGUUGGGAUCCAGCUAUAAUGAAACCGUGGACUGGAUUGAGGCUCAGCCGCAAGUGUUUUAAAACAUGUUUGACCGAUGGAGACUUUCUUAAGGAUAUGCUAAUACGGUACCUGACCAAUACAAUUCUAAGGAUUGAUAGCUUGUCUUCUUCUAAUCAUUACAAUGCGAAAAUAAACAUUUGCAUGCUGUACUUUGGGUUCAUAUGAAGAUAUCCAGGCGUGGCUGGGUAUAGGUCAAUGAAGCGUGCCACGGACACUCCCACGCAAUCCGGAUAAUAGGGCUGAUAAGCUAAUUUUAUUUUUCUUGACAAAAAAUUCUAAUGAUGUUUAUGUACUCAAAGGUUAUAUGCACAAUAAGACAUUCAAUUUUACAUCAUAUAUGAAUGUUAUUUUUGGUAACUUGUCAGAGGCUUUAGGAACAACUCAGGAAAGUUGUUUUCCAUCCACAACCGACAGACUUAAAUUGGUUGGGAGGAUCCCCCAACAGUUUCUCUUUUCAUAAAACGUGUACCAUCAGGGAAAGAAUGCACAACAACAUAAUGUUCUGACAAACAAGCUGCAACUUGUUGCAGCUUGUUUGCUCUGCUUAUUGGGAUACAGAUUGGGACCAAUGCAUUGGCAACGUUUACCAUUUU